CGCCUCUUCCGGGAUAAAAUCUGUUUUUACGGUAUAUUUUGAAUUUUCAUCUCAAAAAACAAAAAUAUAAAAUAUCCUUUCAGAUGACUUACUAUUAGACAUUAGCACAGUUAUGCAACAAAUAAUAACAUUAAAAAAUGAAUAUUAACCAGUCAUAUUGUAUAUAAAAAACGCUGCAAAUUAUUUCACAAUGGUUUAUUAUUUUUUAAUAACAAUUAUACAUCUAAAGUAACAUUACCUUCCUAGUUAAAAGUAAACAAAAAUAAAAGGUGAUUCCGCUUAAUGGACUAAACUUUCUUUUUAAUCAUUAGUAAUAUGCUAAAACAAUUAGCAUUACCUAAGUAACACAUUCAAAAUUCAAAAACCAAAACAAAAGAUAUAACCUUUGAAGCUGAACAUAUUAAAAAAAAAAGCUAGAGACCAUAUCUUUCCUCCUAAUUGUCCGAUUUUAACGAAUUUUUUAGGAAACUCUGUAAACUUUAAAAGAACUUUUUCGUUGAAUUAUGUUAUAUAGAUAAAUUCAAAGGGUGUCGAGAAAAUGACUUUAGCAAACUUUCAUUGAAAUCGGUACAUUCGUUUAGGCGCUGCAGUCUAUAGCAACGCAGGUUUUUCUGCAUUUUUAUUUUUUCACCUUUAUUAACUUAUCAAAUUCUUUCAAAAGUUAUAUUUAGCAUUUUUUCAUAACUCUGAAUAAUGUGAAAUGAUUAAAUUUUUAAUAUAAACAUAUUAAAGGUAAUUUAGAGGGAGACGUACAUGAACAUUGGGCAUUUAAGCCAUGUAAAGUGACAUCAAUGAGGAUAGGACCUAAUUGGUAUUAAAGAUCACUUCUUUAUACAUUGAUACACCUAGUUUAAUCAAAAUCGUUAAAGCCGUUUUUGAGAAAAUUAUAAAAAUGUGUUUCAGCGUUGAUAUAAAGUAGCACUUCCGGUGAGCCGAUUUUGAAGAAAAAUUUGCUGUCACAUCUAAGGCAUAUACCUAUCUUAAAUACGUAAUAUCAGUUUCGUACGACUUUUCGUUUUUGAGCUAGACUGCUAACAUACCAACACUCAGACACACAGACCAUUUUUCGGGACUUGGUCCUUUCGACUCAGGGUACCUCAAAACGUGUAUUUCCGUUGAAAACUCAGAUUCAAAAAUUUUCUCGAUCGCAAUACUUACCCUUACUAUGUAUUACAUAUAUACGUAAGUAAAAGUAAAAAGGUUAUAUACGAGGCAAUGGCUUAUCUAGACAAUUUGGAGCUCUAUCGGAAUUGUUUUUGAAACCCCUUAAAAAAUUAAAUAAAUAAAGCAAUUGUUUCUAAUUACCGACUGAGUAAUUAAUAAAUUGAAAAUAAUUAUUUCAGAUACUCCCAAAUAUAAAUCAAGUAAAUAAAUAAUAUAUGAAUAUUCUUCAAUGAUUUAUGCUUAGUCUCGUUGAUAUUGAUGCUAAUAUUAGACCUUAUAGAUCUAGUGAGAGGAUUUACAUUAAAAUAUGAAUAGAACCGAUAGCCUUUUUGUGACGGUUGAACUAUUUAAAGUUGGAUUUAGACAUUUCAGAAACAAAUAUUUAUAUAAUUGUAUUGUUACAAUAUAAUAAUGAGCGAACCAUUUUAGACAUUUAUAUUCAUCUACUUAUAAUUUAGUAAUCACAUUUCGUAACUAGGCAAACUUUUUCGUUCCCGGUUACCAUGAGAACAACGGAGAUUUAAGGUAUGCCUUUGUAAACACCACUACAAAAAAGUUUAUUGUUAGAAAAACAACCCUAACCCCUCAAUAUAGUUUUCAAUAGGAUCUGAUACGCAAAAGAAAUGGAAGCCAUACGAGAGGCGAAAAUUAAGAAUGCCUCCAAUCGUUUGCGAAAACUAAAGAAACCGCCUGAAGAAUUCAAGAUCAGUGAAGAUCAUGAAGAGAAACUGACUGAACUUUUCCGUCUAUUUGAAGUGGAUGUGGAGCAUGGUAUUGGUGAAGGAAGAAUUUCAUCAAAACACAUAAAGCUAAUAUUGAGAUCAAUGUACAUGGAACCAAGCCCAGAGGAAUUAAAAGAAUUAAUAAAGGAAAUCAAUCCAGAAAAUCCUAGUUAUAUAUCACUUCCUGAUUUAGGAAGAAUUAUUCAGAUUAAAAUGAAAGAUAAGAGCUCAAAAAUCGAACUUGAAAGGGCUUUCCAACUUAUGGAUAAGGAAGAAAAAGGUUUUAUAUCUAUUGAUGAUCUUAGAAGGGUAGCUAAAGAUAUCGGUGAAGUUAUAUCAGAAGAAGAAAUGCAGGAAAUGAUUGAUGAAGCUGAUAGCAGUAAUACUGGUCAUGUUUCUAAAGAAGAUUUCUUAAAUUUUAUGAACAAAGUUCAAGAUAAUGGCGUAUAGUAAUAACAUUUCAUUUAAAUUUUGAUGUAAUCAAAUAUGUACUCCAUUGCUAGGAGUUGGUAAAAGAAUGGAACUUAAUCUUGGAUGUUUAAUAUUCUUGAAAAAUUAUAAUACAAUUGAAAUAUUAAUUUCUUUUGUAAUUCGAUUUCUCUAUAUUUUAUUAAAGUAGUGUUGAAAUAAAAUGAAUAUUCAGUGUUUCAUUAUUUUUAAGAGCUUUAUUCUUAAGAUCAUAUUUAAAAUAUUUUAAUUGAAUUUUAAAUGUUUAGUAGAAAUAUAAAUUUAUUAAUAAUUCA
Nezara viridula (southern green stink bug) is the source of this 2629-nucleotide messenger RNA. The record is from the annotation of a GenBank genome assembly. NCBI's taxonomy places the organism in Eukaryota, Metazoa, Arthropoda, Insecta, Hemiptera, Pentatomidae.